UCCCCAGAAGGGGGAAGAAGAAGGAGGCGGCGAGGCGAGAGGCGCCUUCCGGGGCUCCCGGGCGGAGAAAAGGCCGCCAUGGCGAUGCCAGCCAAUGCCCAGACGGCCAGCAAGACCUGGGAGCUCAGCCUCUACGAGCUCCACCGGACGCCGCAGGAGGCCGUCAUGGACGGGACGGAGAUCGCCGUCUCCCCUCGCAGCCUGCACAGCGAACUCAUGUGCCCCAUCUGCCUGGACAUGCUCAAGCACACCAUGACCACCAAGGAGUGCCUCCACCGCUUCUGCUCAGACUGUAUCGUCACAGCGCUGCGUAGCGGGAAUAAAGAGUGCCCGACGUGUCGGAAGAAGCUGGUCUCCAAACGCUCCCUGCGGCCCGACCCGAACUUCGACGCGCUCAUCUCCAAGAUCUACCCAAGCCGGGACGAGUACGAAGCCCACCAGGACCGGGUGCUGGCCAAGCUCAACCGUCUCCACAACCAGCAGGCCCUUCGGAGCAGCAUGGAAGAGGGACUGAAGAUGCAGGCCAUGAACAGAGGCCAGCGGGUCCGGAGACACCCUCUGGAGUCAGACAACAACACCUUCAGCGGCGCGGAGGACAACUGCGACAGCCGGUCGCACCUCAGCAACGCCUCCGCCCCCAGCCAGCCCGAGGCCGGGCCCAGCCGCAAGCGGUCGCGGGCGUCCGACGAGUCGUGCCCGGAGCCGGAGACCUCGCACGAGGGAGGCCGGGGCAGCCCCGAGCCGGGGGCCGAGGCCAGCAGCAGCGAGAUCGAGCUGGUCUUCCGGCCCCACCCGGUCCUGGUGGAGAAGGGCGCCUACUCUCAGACCAGGUACGUCAAGACCACGGCCAACGCGACGGUGGACCACCUCUCCAAGUACCUGGCCUUGCGCAUCGCGCUAGAGGAAGCCCCGGGCCCGGGUCCAGAAGCCCCUGCCCUGGAAGACGUGAGCGAGAAGCAGUACACCAUCUACAUCACCACAGCUGGGGGGGCCUUCACGACGCUGAACGGAUCCGUGACCCUGGAGCUGGUGAACGAGAAGUACUGGAAGCUGAGCAAACCUUUGGAGCUGUAUUAUGCACCCACCAAGGAGCAGAAAUAGUUGCUGGACCCCCGGAACCUUUGGACGACAGCAAGCGUCUGUGUGUGUGUGUGGACUGAGUGGGGGGCGUCAGCAGCUCCACCCUCGGGGGGCUCUGCGAGAGGACCUGGUAGAAGGCGGCGCUUGGCCCACAGGCAGGGGGGCGGGAGUGCCCAAAUGCCCCCGCUUGAAUGGCUGCUGCUGCUGCUUCCUCCGCCCCCCCUAAAAGAAAUCUGGCAUUCCCCCCCCUCCCCAACCCAGCAAAGACUUGUCUCCUCGGGGGUGGGGGUGGGCGGUGCCCCUGUCCUUUUGUUUCUCUCCCCCCCCCCCCCCGGCGAGUGACUGCUUUCUCCCCAUGCGGGUGG
Messenger RNA from Elgaria multicarinata webbii, 1445 nucleotides. It is a transcript of the gene RING1, whose product is annotated as ring finger protein 1. Bases 79 to 1101 code for a protein of 340 amino acids. Gene Ontology annotation, biological process: negative regulation of DNA-templated transcription. Lineage: Eukaryota; Metazoa; Chordata; Lepidosauria; Squamata; Anguidae. Gene Ontology annotation, cellular component: PcG protein complex; ubiquitin ligase complex. Gene Ontology annotation, molecular function: ubiquitin protein ligase activity; chromatin binding. The record is from RefSeq and is a predicted model, not a curated record. The transcript is spliced from 7 exons.